AUGGCUUCUGAAGCCAAGACUCUUGCUGGGGAGUUCUUCUCCAGCAAUCCCAAUGGCGAUGUCCCCAAACACGAUCCAUGCGCUCUUCAUGCCCGUGUCCUGGGCGACCUUGCAAGUCAGGCGGACCGCACACCAGAGGACCUCGGAAUGCUUCUAGAAGGUGUGGACACGGUGGAGGAUCAUGGAUCGAUGGAUGAUAAGAAGAUGCUGGCAUGUCUCCCUCGAUGUAUACUGACUGAUUGUGCGUGAUGCUGAUCGAGAAUGCACAGAUGGAACAGAUCAUCCAACUAGCAGCUUCUUUGCCGUCAGAUUCUCCGCUUCUGCAGACGUUGUCUGGACAGAUUAUCACGAAGUUAUGGAAUGGCGUGCAGCAUCCUCCGCUUUCGUAUGUUGGGGAUGAGUGGAAGUAUAGGACUGCUGAUGGGUCGAAUAAUGUAAGCAUACCUCUCCUCGUCGGACACUCUUGGAUCUAACAAGCUCUAUAGAACAAGACUAUUCCAUGGCUCGGAAAGGCUGGGUCUGCGUACGCGCGAAGUGUUGAGCCUGAGACGAUCCUGCCGCCUACUCUGCCCGACGCAAGUCUGAUAUUCGAUGGUAUGGAUGGGCUCCUCAUUUCAAUCGACGAUGUCUCUACUGACUAAUUCGUCCUAGAACUCAUGGCACGAGAAGGAGGGACUCGUGAGCACCCCAACAAAGUGUCCAGCAUGCUUUUCUACCUAGCAACCAUUAUUGUGCACGGUAAGAAGCUCUCUGACCCUCAAGCAAACAUCAUCAUUCUAACCGAAUCGCCAGAUAUCUUCCGCACCAACGACCUCAACUGGACAAAAGCCGACAAUUCUUCUUACCUGGAUCUCUCUCCUCUCUACGGCAACAGCGAAGAAAGCCAACGAAACGUCCGCACCAUGAAAGACGGCAAAUUAAAGCCUGACAGUUUCUCCGAAGCACGUCUACUCGGCUUCCCGCCUGGUGUCGCGGCAUUGAUGUGCAGUUUCAAUCGCUUCCACAACUACGUGGCCGAUCAGCUCUCGCAAAUCGAUGAAGGUGGCAGAUUCACCCUGAUAUCUGAAGAGCAGUGGAGCUCUCCUUCCUACGCCGCUUUGAAUAAACAGCACGGCACUGCAGCCGCCAAACGGGAUCACGAUCUCUUCAACACCGCUCGUCUGAUUACCUGUGGCCUUUAUGUCAACAUCAUCCUCGGCGAUUACGUUCGUACGAUUCUCAACUUGAAUACCACGGCCUCGAGCUGGAUCCUGGAUCCAAGACAGGAUACAGGGAAACUGCAAACCCCAGAGGCUGUCGGAAAUCAGGUCUCUGUGGAGUUCAAUCUGGUCUACCGUUGGCAUUCUGCAAUCAGUGCCAAGGAUGAAAAGUGGACGCAAGAUUUUUUGAAGCAAAAUCUUGGGGAAGAUCGGGAUCUGGGCAGCUUGACUCUGCAGGACUUUGUGAAAGCGAAGACGGCUUUUGGGCAUUCAUUCAAGAACACGGAUCCUGGUCUUUGGCCGCUUGGGAAUUUGAAGAGGCAAGAGAACGGAUUUUUCAAGAGCGAAGAACUCGUAGAGGUCUUGUCUCAAGCCACGGAGGACUGUGCUGGUAUCCUCAUUUCGUCUUUCCGCUUCGACAACGGUGCUAGUGCUAACAUUCCACAGGCUCAUUCGGCGCUCGCAACGUUCCAAUCGCGAUGAAGGCAAUCGAAAUCAUGGGCAUCGAACAGGCUCGGAAAUGGAAUGUCGCUACGCUGAACGAGUUCCGCGAGUUCUUCGGCAUGCAGCGCCAUAAAACAUUUUCGGAUAUCACCACUCAGCCAGACGUAGCUGCCUCGCUAGAAACACUCUAUGGAUCUCCGGAUCUUGUGGAGCUUUAUCCGGGCUUGAUCGUUGAAGACGGCAAGCCAGUGGAGGAACCCGGGUCUGGACUGUGUCCUGGAUAUACCAUCUCGAGAGCCAUUUUGUCUGAUGCAGUGGCCCUCGUCAGAGGCGACAGGUUCUAUACCAAGGUGGGUUGCCUCAACUUUGGACAGAGAGCUGUCGCUGACGGGCAGAAGGAUUACAACGCGGCGACACUUACGAACUGGGGCUACACCAUUACGAAAGCGGAGCCUCAGAUCGCUGGCGGAGGUGUGAUGUAUAAACUCCUUUACAAUGCUUACCCACAGCAGUACCCGGCAAGCUCAAUCUACGCCAUGUAUCCUUUCCAGACUCCGGGCAAGACUAGGGAGAAUCUGUCAUCAUUGGGCCAAGUUCAGGAUUUCUGCUUCGAUCGGCCAGCACCAGCUCCUCGGCCAAGAUUGAUCAGCUCCUGGCAAGCGGCCACAGAAGUGCUUGCAGAUCACGAAAGGUUCAAGGUCCCAUGGGGCAAGCAAAUCAAAGACAUGACUCAGGGCAAAGAUUACUGCCACGCUGGAGACACUCAAUGGCAUCGGGACCAACACAAGUUCAUCGAUAACGCUGUCUACUGCCCUCACCAAUGGAAGGACGAGAUCAAGUCAAUGUACGAGAAAAUUACACUGGAUCUCAUCAAAUGUAACUCGCGCAAGCUGCGGAACGGAUACCAGCUGGAUAUUGUUAAAGACCUGGCCAAUCCUGCCUCUACUUUGGCCAUUGCGGAGCUCUUCCAUAUCCCACUCAAGACAUUUACAGAGGAAGCUGGAAUCCUCACUGUGGAACAGUUCCACACCCUGACGGAGUUGAUAUUCAUGUACAUCUUCACGAAUUCUGAUGAAUGCAAAGGCUACGAGCUGCGGCAGGGAGCUCUCAAGGCCGCUGCUACGAUCCGGCCUUUGACCGAACAGGUGGUGGAGCUAGUUGAGCAUUCGAAUUUCCACAAGAUGGCACAUCUAUUGCUCCGAGCUACUGGCCUUCGACCUAGCGAAGACGAUCUUGCCAAAUCUUUCGGCACCCAACUCAUCCAGCGCUUAAUCAAGGGCCGAGGUGACGGCGACAUCAGCACCAUCGUCCUCUCAACCCUCGCGGAAGGUAUCUGCGGCGGGGCGCAGGGUCUUGCACAAGUUCUGGACCUCUUACACCAAGAGAAAUACCACCAUCAUUGGGCCGAAGUCCAAAGACUGGCACGCUCGAACGAAGACGAAGAGCUAGAAAAGUAUGUUCUCGAAUGUCUCCGCAUCUCCGCCCCCGUCUUCGCCCUCCCUCGCAUUGCGAGCCAAAACACCACCAUCCAAGACGGAACCCACGGCACCAUCCAACUCCAGAGAGGCCACCCCGUGGUCGUCAACCUCAUCACCGCCGGACUCGACGCAUCCGUCUUCCCCAACCCUCUCGAGAUCAAACUCGAUCGCCCCGCCGCGAACUACCUCCAUCACGGCUGGGGACCGCACGCGUGUAUCGGGAGGAACAUCGUCACUACCGGCAUCGCGACACAAUUGAAAUGUCUCGCCAAGUGUAAGAAUCUUCGACGAACGCCGGGAUUGCAGGGCCAGAUGAAGACGACGUUGAAGGAUGGGAUGUUCAAGGUUUUUAUGAAGGCGGAUUGGAGUGACAGUUGGCCUUUUCCUACGACGAUGAAGUUUUUGCACGAGGGGUACGAGGAUUGA
Messenger RNA from Lecanosticta acicola, 3547 nucleotides. The record is from the annotation of a GenBank genome assembly. Lineage: Eukaryota; Fungi; Ascomycota; Dothideomycetes; Mycosphaerellales; Mycosphaerellaceae.